Arctia plantaginis is the source of this 288-nucleotide messenger RNA. The record is from the annotation of a GenBank genome assembly. Lineage: Eukaryota; Metazoa; Arthropoda; Insecta; Lepidoptera; Erebidae.
AUGACAUCGGACAGAGAUGAAAACGUCAGUAAAGCAACAAAGGAACAACAAGCUAGAGCAAAGCUCCGAGAAUCUUUCUUAAGAGCAAUAAAUGAAUUAAAUGGUAAUCCCUGCAAUAUCCUAACCUAUGAAAAAACAUCAUUAAAUGCUACUUUUGCUGGAUGGAAUCCUGACGGCUCGGAGGUCUUUGUGAGAAGCUUGACGACACCUUCCCAUGUUAUUAUGAGCUCUGCCCUGCUACGAACUCCAGAUAUUUUAGCCAUUCAAUUUGAUGGAUCUGUAUUGUAA